Xenopus laevis (African clawed frog) is the source of this 5981-nucleotide messenger RNA. RefSeq names its product protein Aster-B (gene gramd1b.L). The record is from RefSeq and is a predicted model, not a curated record. NCBI's taxonomy places the organism in Eukaryota, Metazoa, Chordata, Amphibia, Anura, Pipidae. The coding region runs from base 816 to 2948 and encodes 710 amino acids. The transcript has 17 exons.
AAUACAUGGGUUUUAUUUGCAUACAGUUAUAGUGAUCAGAUAUGGAGAAAGUUUGAAAACAGAGUGCUGUAUGAUGUUAUGUGGUGGUUUUCCUAUCAAGCAUAAACACAUUUAUCUAUAGUAUAAAAACUGUGCAUUAUUUUGUUAGUCUUGCAAGCAAGGGGUUUCUAGCAACAGAUUAAUGGAUGUCAUAAAAAGCAGGGUAAACUGUUGCUAGGUUUCAGUCAUGCUGACUCUGCUUGGGUCAGUCAUUGAUUUAGGCUGACUAAUGCAAGCAUGUUAUAACUCAAUGUGAGCUAUUUAAAUGCACUACUAGGGAUUCUAUUCCCACUUGUAAUAGGGAAUUGGACUGGAGCAGUCUUGUCAGACUAGUAAGGGGUCUUUGCUCUGGAGUGACCUUGCAUGAGAAGGCAACGAUUUUGGUGGGAGUGGGGAGUGCCUGAGCAGGGUGUCUCUGUUUAUCUCACAUGUUUCCUGUCUCAUGUUGCUGCUGCUCCUGCUUCUCUAUUUGUUUCUGGGAUAACAUCUGCUGGAGGCUGCACUAACACAGCCAGGGUUACUGUAGGGCAGAGACCCACGUGGUUUAACGGGAGGGGAGUGGUAAGAAGCAGUGUGUUUGUUUGAGGGAUUCAUAGCAGAGAGAUUAUCAAACAAGUGUUGAGCAAGAAUUGAGUGAAUGAAGAACUCUGUGGCAUUUUUAUGCAGCUCAGACCUAUGUGUCCUAGAGAUUGUACUAUUCUGAAAGGCAUGAAGCCAUAGUGAGGUUAGGGGAUAACAGAGGACAAAACAGAGGAACAAAACGUGGUACUGAGAAAAUGAAAGAGAAGUCAGUCACUGAAACACUUUCCAUGCCCUCUGAGAACUCCUUCCAGCAGCAUCUAGUCGACAACAUGGAGUGUACCACAGACUGGGACAUGGACAGUAUUCAGGAAGAGGCUUUACUGUGGUACCUGGACAGGUUAAGUUACAUUCCACAGGAGUGCGAGGUCCACGACACUUCUGAGUAUGAAGAAGUUCCAGCUGUGCUUAGUCCAACAUACAAACAAAGAAAUGAAGACUUUCGAAAACUCUUUAAACAGCUACCGGAUUCUGAGCGCCUCAUUGUUGAUUAUUCUUGUGCUUUGCAAAGGGACAUCCUAUUGCAAGGGCGGCUGUACCUGUCUGAGAAUUGGAUCUGUUUCUACAGCAACAUCUUCCGUUGGGAGACCUUGCUAACAGUACGUUUAAAAGAUAUCUGUACGAUGACCAAGGAAAAGACUGCCAGGCUUAUUCCAAAUGCCAUCCAACUCUGCACUGAAACUGAGAAGCACUUUUUUACAUCUUUUGGGGCUCGCGAUCGAACCUACAUGAUGAUGUUCCGGCUAUGGCAGAAUGCAUUGCUGGAAAAGCCUCUGUGUCCAAAGGAGCUUUGGCAUUUUGUCCAUCAGUGUUAUGGGAAUGAGCUGGGGCUUACAAGUGAUGAUGAAGACUAUGUGCCUCCAGAUGACGACUUUAACACAAUGGGUUUCUGUGAAGAAAUUCCUGUGGAAGAGGUAGAAGUGAAUGACAAUUCAUCAAAAAGCAGUAGCGAGCUAAAACCAGAGACCAAUUCAAACCUACAGGACCCAUCUCUAACUAGCAGCAAUUUGACAUCCCCUGCCAGCAGUGAUGCCCCAGCAUUUGACGGGGGAGUGCUAGAUGAAAUUGAAUCAUUAGAUAAGGAGAUUUUAAUUGCAAAUCUUGAAGAACAGAAGGUGGAGUUUCUUCCUCUCAUAACUUCACCAUCCUUGGACUUUAACGAUAAUGAAGACCUUCCCACUGAGUUGAGUGAUUCCUCAGAUACCCACGAUGAAGGUGAAGUGCAGGCGUUUUAUGAGGAUCUGAAUGGUCGACAGUACAUCAAUGAGGUGUUUAGUUUUAAUGUAGACAAGCUCUUCAGCCUUUUAUUCACCGAAUCUCAGUUCCAGAGGGACUUCAUGGAACAGAGACGCUUCACAGAAGUUCUAUUUCACCCCUGGAAGAAGGAAGAAAAUGGAAACCAAACAAGAGUAAUUCUGUACACCAUCGCACUCUCUAAUCCACUAGCACCCAAAUCUGCCACAGUCACAGAGAAUCAGACAUUAUACAAGGCGAGCCAAGAGAGUGAGUGCUAUGUGGUAGAUGCUGAAGUUCAGACUCACGAUAUACCUUAUCACGAUUACUUUUACACCAUCAAUCGGUACACAAUGACACGAGUGGCCAGAAAUAAGAGCAGACUAAGAAUCUCAACAGAGCUACGCUAUCGGAAACAACCGUGGGGUCUUGUCAAAACCUUUAUAGAGAAAAACUUUUGGAGUGGACUUGAUGAGUAUUUUCAUCAUUUAGAAAAUGAACUGACCAAAGUAGAGACGGCGUACUUAUCUGACCUACACCAACAGUCCCCCAAAGUAAAAAGCAGCAAAAUCACAUCCACACGCAGAAGGAAACGCCCCCAUACACAUUUGCGCAUCCCACAUUUACAGGAAGUCUUAAGCCCAGUAACGACUCCCACCGACGAAGAGAGGCAACAUCAUCGCAUCAGACACGUUGCAGGGUCUACUCAAACGCGGCAUGUUCCAGAAGUGAAGCCAAAUCCUUUACAAAGCAUUUCUAAACUCCUGUUGGUGAUCAGCUGUGUUUUGGUGCUGCUAGUGAUGCUCAAUGCAAUUCUUUUUUACAAACUGUGGGUGCUGGAAUAUAGUACACAAGCACUGACAACAUGGCAAGGCCUCAGGCUUCAGGACAGCCUCCUGCCUCAGUCACAAGCUGAGUGGACACAAUUGUUAGAAUCCCAACAGAAACACCAUGACACCGAAAUGCAAAAAUGGAGGCAAAUCAUAAAGUCUUCGGUGAUGCUGCUGGACCAGAUGAAGGAUUCGUUAAUAAACCUUCAGAAUGGAAUAAUUUCCCGAGACUUUGUUUCAGAAUCAGAAGAAAAACAGUACCAAUGAUACCUUCUGGUGCAGACAAUCAGAGAAAAGAGUGCAAUAUGUGUAUAGAAAAGACUUGAAUGUAGAUACAUAGAUAUGUAUACUAUGGAAACAAAUUUAUAUUAAAUAAUAAAUUUAAAAGAGAGCAGCUACGUGGAAGAAUGGUCAUGCUGUCUGAGAUUGGAGGUUUUGAGAUACUGGCACAGUUGUUUCUGACUUAAUUUCUCAGCACUUACUGUGUGUUAUAAAGAACAGACUGUGCAGCUCUUCCAUGGAACAAGGACCUUUCCCAAUCCAAUGUACAAUUCUGCUCCAUUGCUCUACCUCCAAUGCCACAAACCUUGCAGAUGUCAAGCUGACACUGCCCUUCACCAUGGAGCUGUUCACUGGUGCCCUAAAGUGCUGUUGAGAUAUACACAGAGACAGCCCAGUUAUAUGACUUGAGAGGAGAAUGGGGCUGUUGCACAAAGCUCCAUGCGGAUAUAUCAGGACAUAAUUAAGCGACUCAUCCGCCAAGACUCCACUGCCACUAAGCACAUGUCUGACAGUGCACCAUCUGUGAAUAACAUCUCCUAGACGGAGAAAAUACAUGGAAGAAGCUUUUUUUUAACAAUACUUUUCUUUUAAUUGAGUAAUUUAAAGCUUGAAUUUAGGAGUUUAUUUGUCUUACUUUUCAUAUGUAUGUAAUUCCUAGUGUGGAUUAGGUUUUACCUACAAUUUCUUUUCAAACAGUAGCUGUUGGGCAGUGAAUCUACAUACAGACCAUUGUUUGGAGAUGACCAAUGAGUAUCUUGUUUUUAAAAUCCAGGGAGUUUAAUUAUUAGUGUUCGUUCCGAAAUAUAAUGUUUCUAGUUAUAUGUGAAAACUCAUACAGCCACUGUAGCAAAAAAGUUUGGAUUACCAUUUGCCUAACCUUAACUUAAUUGGUUACUCAAUGGUGCAAAUUAGGGAGUGCUGCUAAGAAUCAUGAGAGUCUCCAGGUUAUGACAUCGGAGUCCAUGACCUGUAUAAAAAUACUCUUCUAUACAGUCAUGCAACUCCUCAGUAACUUAUAAUAUCCUUAAAUUUUACAAUAGGGUGUACUUUAUUCACUAUAUAUUUUACAGGCACUGAAAGAGAUGACUCUCUAUGUCAUCUCAAUGUUGUUUUCUUCUGGCUGCUUGCUCGUUUUCCUACUAUAGUGUAUCUAUAAAUGGUGUGUACUGGGAGCCAGACAGCUCCAAACACACCUUUGGAAAGGGCUUUUUGUUGACCUGCAGGCUCUGGUUAACACUGCCAUAUUUCUGCUCAAUGGCACAUGCUUUGAAGCAGCAAAUGAUAUUGAGGGUGUUGAAAAUGUAGUAUGUCUGGUAGCUGGCUGCCUAAUUUGUGUUAUGAGUGUACUGAAUGCUUACAUGAAUAGAUGGUGUAUGUAUCCCUCAGAUGUUGUAUGAUUAGAUAAUUGGGAGAUAUAUUAUACCUAUUCUUAGCACUUUUAUGAUAAAAAGCCACCUUAAGUUAGAAAAUAUAUUUAAGAACUGUUGUGCCAUUGGUUUGCACAGGAUAGUGGGAGCUGCAGUACAAAUGAGCAACAAAAUGUGUACUGAUGUCCUGUUCAAAUAUCCUAUUGCCAAUGCAUGUCUGUGUUCUUUAUAUUACUAUCUAACACUAAAGGAGGCUGAUGAAAAAAUGUGUUCAGUUCACAUGGGCCUAGAUAUUGGUUAUCUACAUAUUGCUUGAUUUACUGAAAAUAUGCUGAUUACAUUUCAGGUCUGGGGGUGAAAAUGCUUAUGUUAAAUAUAAGCAUACACUUUAAUUCACUAUCUUGUGUUUUGCAAAUGAUCCAAAGAGUUUGCAAUGAAAUGAACAAUUGAACAAGGAUUUUAAUUUUAGGAAAUUGUUUUAUACCACAGGCAUGAAAACUUACCAGACAAAAAGUGAAUCUCACCCUUUUAUAAAUCUAGCCUAGACAGUAUUGUUCGUUACUAGAUGUGUUUUUGACUGAUUCAGUUUCAUUAAAUACUGUGUAAUAGUCAAAAAUUCCCAUUCCAUUGAUGGGCUUGGAUUGGAAUAGUUAACAUUACAAUUUGUAUGUUUGCUUUCCUAAAGGUAUGAGAGCUAUUAACAAAAAUGCUGAGGGCAUGGGUUAUUACAUAAUGUGAAUCGCCAUGCCAAGACUACUAAACACAUUUAAAUAGUGAAAACCCAAUAUGUUUGUUUUGCCAUCAGCAAUAAUUUAUAUUAGCUAAGGUAACAUCGAGUACAAGGUACUGUUUUAUUAUUAAAUACCUGAAUCACUCAGAAAUUAAUAAUUCUUUGUUUAAAGGGAUGCUAUGGGAAAAUGCUGCUCUACUUUGAAGCUUUCUCCCGAAAAUAGGUCCCAUACCUAUAUUACUGAUUUAUUUUUUUAGUAUGUAUGAAUACUAAGAAUGAAUGUUAUAGAUGUAAAUGUAAAUAAAUGAGCAUAUGAAUUGUUUACUCAAUGAGAAGUGAAUGAUUGAUGAUUGCACUGUAUGCAGUAGUGGACUAAUACUUUGAAAGCAGGAAUUGCAAGGGUCAGUCACAUGAUUUGACAGAAUUGCUGAGCACAUCUGCCAAACAUGUAGUCAAAUACUUGUAUUUAUCCAUAUUUAAUUUAUCAUGGUUCUAUAAACAAUCAAGCAUUGCAUCUUAUUACUUAUUUACAUGCUAUGGUUAUGCUUGCUAUGGUAAUCAAUUGUUAUGCAUUUAAAUGCAGGGCCACUGAUAGUGGGCAUAAAUACAUACUUCAGUCUGGGGGCUCCAUUUUUGAGUUAACCAGAGUGUUGCUUUGUCUGCUAUUGGCCCUGUCUCUCUUGUAUAAAUACAAGACCACCUGGUGCCUGAAGGGAUUCAGAUAGGGACCCUGUUCAGCUUUAAGAUUUUCAAAUAUGUGGGGGGGGAAGACAUGUUUGGGGGGGGGGAAACUAGUAUGGAAUAUGACCAACAUUCUCCCAUAUUCCUUUAUUAAUAAAUGAAAAAAAAAAUGCAGAGGACAGUAUGUUGCACAGAUGUAGGCUUAUGUGCUAUGUAAAAAUAAAAUGAAUUUGAAUAACA